Molecule: messenger RNA, 2498 nt
Organism: Trichoplusia ni (cabbage looper)
Lineage: Eukaryota; Metazoa; Arthropoda; Insecta; Lepidoptera; Noctuidae
Product: farnesyl pyrophosphate synthase-like
Exons: 6
Coding region: 1274-2437 (387 amino acids)
Biological process (GO): trans, trans-farnesyl diphosphate biosynthetic process
Cellular component (GO): cytoplasm
Molecular function (GO): dimethylallyltranstransferase activity; (2E,6E)-farnesyl diphosphate synthase activity
Source: RefSeq, a predicted model, not a curated record
UGCUCAUGAUUAAGGACUCCGGUUACAUCAUUUAAUAAAUUUUAAGAUACUUAUAUUUUCUUGACGAGCGAUUGACUUGUUGAUAAUUCCAUAAAAAAAUAAAGAACCAAAAAAUGAUAGGCUAAUGACUUCAACACACGCCGAGGGGACCGCGUGGGGAAUAUUCGGACUCUCGCCGUCUCAAAACACUUCAGAACUUGUUAUGGUAGAGGUCAAUUAUAAUUAUCAGACUUACAAGAAACAGUAGGAAUGGAAAGUCUGUCUCCACCUUUUAAAGUAUAAUUUUUAAAGGUGUGUAAUAAUAAGGACCGGUCUCUUCUCAUGAAGUUAACCCGUGAAUGAAAAGAGUGACAAUAAUAAUAGUCCACAACAUUCACACAUGGCCAUCUAGCCUAUGCUUGUACUAUGACUACAAGGCGACUGAUAUACAUACCUAUGUAUAUAGUAUGUACAUUAUGUACUUCUAAAUGCAUACAUAUUAUUGAUAAAUUACACACUUGAUCACAAUCAUAACACAAACAUUUAUUUUGCCAGAAUCGAACCCUCGACCUCCGGCAUAGCAAUCAGGGCAUCUAACCACCAGGUGUUCUUUUGAGAGGUACCCAUAAACCCUCUGGCUACGAAACUGACUGAAUAUUGCAAUACCUUAACUCGUCAAUGACUAUUUAUUACAUUAAUGUAUUAGGACUUAUAAUAGCAGUACAGCAUUCGUAUUCAUUCAACUUUAAGGCUCGGAAGCUUCACCUAUCUAUGGCAGAAGGUUUGUAAUUUAGAAUAUCAACUGAACUAUAAUAUUUAGAUUAUAGCAAUCCAAUUCAUAAAAGUAGCUCAUAUCUUCAAAUUUUUAGGAGACCACAAUAUGGAGAUAAUUUAUUCACUGACCCAUGGUUUCUAUCUUAUACCUACGAGUUUAUUGACCUCUGAGAAUCUAUCAACCUUCUGUUACCUCAAAAGACAGAAAAGGACAAAAAAGGAAACACAGAGUACCACUAAAUAAAAUACAAGUAGGUCAAAAUGAUAACCUUCUUCAAGUCGAAAAAAAUCAAUAGGUACUCUACGAGUAUGAUCAAUGCGUAUAAAUUACACUUUUGUCAUGCAAAACCCGAUUUCAAUAAUAAAAGCAGGGAUCUAUUAUCUCCCGUAACCCAUAAACUUACAAGAGUAGAGUUUAAUCAGAUAAAAUACCAUUUCCGUCAUAUAUAACAAGACUACGGCUUCCUGUUGAGUAUUCCUGUCAAUAUUCCCCUAGAGUUUGCUAGUGAGACAUUUAGCAAUGAAUAUUUGUAGAAAACUUGCGGGCAAUGUAUUCGGAAAAGGAUUUUCAAUGGCAACCAACGAGUUCUGCGAUAGUUUUCUUUGUAGGACGGUGCCACGCUUUUGCAGCACUGUAACAAAUAAUCUUGAUCUGAAAAAAGAAAGAGAAGAAUUUCUCAACGCUUUGCCUGGCGUUAUCGACGUGAUAGCAAAACACCCAAAGUUUAAAGAAAUUCCAUUGGCUGAAGAAUGGAUGAGAAAAGUAAUAAAUGGUACUGUCACUGGAGGCAAAAACGCUAGAGGAUUAAAUACAGUGAUAUCCUAUAGAAUGUUCGAGAGUCCAGAGAAAAUCAACGAAGAGACAUUACGGCAAGCUCGAACUUUGGGAUGGUGCGCUGAAAUUCUGCAGGCAUUCUUGGUGGUGUUAGACGACAUGAUGGACGGCUCUGUGUCUCGUCGCGGCCAGCCCUGUUGGUAUCUGAGGGCUGACGUUGGUAUUGGCCAUGCAAUCAAUGACGCUAUUCUUAUAUACUACUGUCUACAGCAGUUAUUAAGAGCUAAUUUCGAAAACUCUCCCCAUUAUUUGGCCUAUGUCCAUAAUUUUAAUGAGGUACUAUUCUAUACAUGUAUUGGGCAACAUUUGGACAUCAUGACAGGACAACAGAAAAAGGAUUACAACCUUUUUACAAGAGAACAUUACGAAAGUAUUAUAAUAAACAAAUCAGCGUAUUACACGUACAAACUACCUCUAAUGCUCGGAAUGAUUUUGUCCAACAGAUUCAAUGAAGAAACUCAUAAAAACGUGGAAAAUAUUUCUUUGUUAUUGGGUAAACUUUUUCAAAUGCAGGAUGACUACAUUGAUUGCUUCGGAGACAAAAGUCUAACCGGAAAGUUGGGCAAUGACAUCCAAGAAGGGAAAUGCACAUGGCUGGCUGUGAAUGCCCUGAACCGCUGCAGUGACAAACACCGAAAAGUAUUUAAAGUGUGUUAUGGUAGCAAGGAGCCAGCGCACGUAGAGAGAAUCAAGCAACUUUACGUAGAACUUAAUAUUCCACAAGUUUUCAAACAAGAAGAAAACGAAAUUUAUAACUUUAUUAUACAGAAAAUAAAUAAUCUUCCCUUAGCAUCAGAACGUGCACUUUACCAAGUAAUUCUAAAUGAAUUGUACGGGCGAAAACGUUAAUACUUUGAUAUACUUAAAUGAUUGUCAAGUGGUUUUUGUUCUAUCAGUACAAUUUUUUAUU